AUGGACCAACCCAAGGAUAACGGGAUGGUCACAUCCCAGAUCGACCUUGAAGAAACAAAUGCAAAUGUUUCCGCCGAAAAGAAGGGUACCGCUGAUGACCAACGGGAUAUGUUUCGGUUGGGCAAGGCCCAGGAAUUAAGGCGAAAUUUCCGUUUCGUCUCUAUAUUCGGCUUCUCUAUGAUCUUGAUGAAUAGCUGGGAAACAAUACUUGGAACCUCUAUAAUUGGUCUCAUCAACGGCGGUACUGCAGGAAUGAUCUGGAUGUUCCUUGUCGCAUGGGUUGGAUUUCUGGCUGUUAACAUCUCUAUGGCUGAGAUGGGUUCGAUGGCACCAACAGCCGGCGGCCAAUAUCAUUGGGUUUCCGAAUUUGCGCCCAGACGAUAUCAGAAGUUUAUGAGUUUUAUCGUUGGUUGGUUCUGCGUGCUUGGAUGGCAAACCGGCGCCGCAAACACGGCGUUCCUGGCUGGCACCCAAAUCCAGGGCCUUGUUAUCCUCAACAAUCCUGCUUAUGUUCCGGAGAAAUGGCAUGGCACUCUCCUUACCUUCGCUGUGGCGACCUUUUCCGUCUUCUUUAACACCUUCCUGGUGAAACGGCUACCUUUGGUGGAGGGUAUCGUCCUGAUUCUGCACAUUUUCGGCUUCUUUGGCGUUCUCAUAACCCUCUGGGUCUUGGGUCCGAGGGGAAAAGCGUCCGAAGUCUUCACCACAUUCAACAAUUAUGGCGGUUGGAGUAGCGAUGGUCUAUCCGCCGUUGUGGGUGUAUUGGCUGUCAUGAUUCCUUUACUUGGCGCGGAUGGUGCAGUGCACAUGUCCGAGGAACUUCGAGAUGCAUCCAAAGUUCUACCACGCAGCAUGAUCUUGACAACUAUCAUCAAUGGUAGCAUGGGUUGGAUCAUACUCAUCAGCUUCUGCUUUACCCUGGGAAACAUCGAUGACGUAAUCAACUCGCCAACCGGUCAGCCUUACAUCGCUGUAUUUUAUACCGUUACCGAAUCUUAUGUCGGCGCCUCUGUUCUGUCAGCCCUCAUUAUAAUCCUUGCCAUUUUCUGCCAUCUAAGCAUAACCGCGACAGCCAGUCGUCAACUAUGGUCUUUCGCACGAGACCAAGGUAUCCCAGGACAUGCGUGGUUUGCACAUGUGCGACCAGGAUGGGAUGUACCCAUGAACAGCAUCAUUGUCUCAUGGGUCGUGUCCUGCCUGCUCUCCAUUAUCAACAUCGGUUCGACAAUCGCUCUUAACAACAUCACAUCUCUUUCCCUUGUGGCCAUCUUGUCCAGCUACAUCGCUUCGAUAGGUUGUGUUCUCUGGAAGAGGGUCUCUGGACAAGAGCUGCUUCCCGCUAAAUUCAGACUUCCACCACGCGUUGGUCUUGCACUGAAUGCAUUCAGCUUGUUGUUCCUCACUUUUGCAUUCAUCUUCGCCUUUUUCCCCGGCAGUCCGAACCCUACCGUCGAGAUGAUGAACUGGGCAAGUCUUAUCUAUGGGGCUGUUCUGAUCUUUGCUAUUAUCGACUACUUUGUUCGAGCGCGUCACGUCUACGAUGGCCCUGUCGAGUACGUGCGCAAAUUGAUUUGA
Messenger RNA from Exophiala aquamarina CBS 119918, 1575 nucleotides. RefSeq lists its product as uncharacterized. Gene Ontology annotation, biological process: transmembrane transport. Lineage: Eukaryota; Fungi; Ascomycota; Eurotiomycetes; Chaetothyriales; Herpotrichiellaceae. The record is from RefSeq and is a predicted model, not a curated record. Gene Ontology annotation, cellular component: membrane. The transcript has 7 exons. The coding region runs from base 1 to 1575 and encodes 524 amino acids. Gene Ontology annotation, molecular function: transmembrane transporter activity.